Diospyros lotus (date-plum) is the source of this 1108-nucleotide messenger RNA. Its product is annotated as ADP-ribosylation factor-like protein 8a. The transcript has 7 exons. NCBI's taxonomy places the organism in Eukaryota, Viridiplantae, Streptophyta, Magnoliopsida, Ericales, Ebenaceae. Bases 336 to 896 code for a protein of 186 amino acids. Gene Ontology annotation, molecular function: GTP binding; GTPase activity. The record is from RefSeq and is a predicted model, not a curated record. Gene Ontology annotation, biological process: protein transport.
CCACUCCCAGACGGCCACCGCUCCCCUGAAUAAGGCCAAAAUUGGCACGUCGCAGCUCGCAAUGGAGUACGUGUUCAAACAUAAAGCGAAGAAGGCGAAGCUUCACUCCCACUUGUCAUUGCUCAAUGCUUCCUAGUUCCUGAAUUGUAAAGGUUUUGGAUGGAAGCUCACCAGUGAAUGAAUGUAAAGUGAGAGAGAGAGAGAGAGAGAGAGAGAGAGAGAGAGAGAGGGAGGCGUUGAAGUUUCUUCGCCGGAUCAGAAACCUGAGUUUCCUUUUGUGUUUUGGGGCUCAAUGCGGAUGUGGGAAGCUUUUCUCAGUUGGCUUCGGAGGAGUGAUGAUUGCAUCAAGUGGAUCAAAUCUACCUUGGGCCACUUUCAGCCUUUUCUUCAGGCAAGAAAUGGAACUAUCUUUGAUAGGCCUUCAAAAUGCGGGGAAGACAUCUCUUGUAAAUGUCAUUGCAACUAGUGGCUACAGUGAAGACAUGAUCCCCACGGUUGGAUUUAAUAUGAGGAAGGUUGUGAAAGGAAAUGUCACAAUAAAGUUGUGGGAUCUUGGAGGUCAACCCCGGUUUCGCAGUAUGUGGGAGAGAUAUUGUCGUGCAGUUUCAGCCAUUGUUUAUGUGGUUGAUGCUGCAGAUAUGGACAACUUGCCAAUUUCAAGAAGAGAACUUCACGACCUUUUGAGUAAACCCUCAUUAAGCGGUAUCCCUUUGCUGGUACUUGGUAACAAGGUUGACAAAGCCGAAGCAUUGGAUAAACAAUCUUUGACAGAUCAAAUGGAUCUGGAGUCAAUCUCAGACAGGGAAGUUUGUUGCUUCAUGAUUUCCUGCAAGAACUCCACCAACAUAGAUACAGUAAUCGAUUGGUUUGUAAAGCAUUCAAAAAAGAGAGGCUGAGUGGGAGUGCCAUUUUAGCCCUUUUGGGUGGAUUUCAUUUUCUUGUCUUGGGUUGGCUUUCUCUUGCUUUGGCUUUGUUGGCAUAAGUUACAUAUCAAGUGUAAGUGUACUUCUGGGUAGAUGAUGAAAUCCCACCUCCUAGUGUUUAAACUUAUUAAAACUCUGUGUUCCAAUUCAAUACAUGAAUAGCAAAAUAAAACUUUUUAUGUUUA